Rubroshorea leprosula is the source of this 1307-nucleotide messenger RNA. The record is from the annotation of a GenBank genome assembly. NCBI's taxonomy places the organism in Eukaryota, Viridiplantae, Streptophyta, Magnoliopsida, Malvales, Dipterocarpaceae.
AAAAUUAAAAAUAAAGAAGAAGAAGAACGACUUCUGCUUAAGGGUUAUAGAGAUAUAAGGAUGAUUUAUGAGGUUACUGGGGAAGAAAAUGAUUAGACGAAAAGAACCUCCAUCACCUAGGAGCCCUUCAUCUCCGACCAAUGGGACUGAUUUUGCGAUAGCAGUUAAUGGAAUGACUUCUGCUGUAGGACUUGGGCUUCUAGGCAAUGAAGAUGGUGCAGUAACUUCGGGGAACUUUUUUGAGGCUCUAACUUCUUCUGACUUCUAUAAGAACACAAAGGUUCGUGACAUCUCAGGGUCAUUUCGCUGGGCUCCAUUCCUUGCUUUGCAAAAAUCAAACUCCUUCUUAACCAUGCUCUUGCUGCUUUCAAAAUACAAAAUGAAGAGUGUUGCCGUGGUUGAUUUGGGUGAAGGGAAGAUUGAUAACAUCAUCUCACAGUCUGCCGUUAUUCACAUGUUAGCAGAAUGUGCUGGCCUUCAAUGGUUUGAGAGAUGGGGAACUAAAAGGCUGUCUGAGAUUGGGCUUCCUGUAAUGUCAUCUGAUGAUAUUAUCAUGGUAUAUGAGGAUGAACCAGUGCUGCAGGCAUUUAAGCUCAUGAGGAAAAAAAGAAUUGGAGGCGUACCAGUUCUUGAACGUGGUGGUAAAAAGGCAAUGGGUAAUAUAAGCAUAAGAGAUGUUCAUUUCCUUCUUACUGCACCAGAUAUCUACCAUAAAUACAGAUCCAUCACGGCAAAGAAUUUCGUAGUGGCAAUCAGAAAUUACUUGGAGAAGCAAAAUGAGAAACCAGUUGUGGCUAGUGGCCUGAUUACAUGCAAGAGAGACCACACAAUGAAAGAAUUGAUUAUGCUUCUAGACUCCAAGAAAAUCCAUCGGGUUUAUGUUGUGGACGAUGAAGGGAAUCUGGAAGGAGUGAUCACACUCAGAGACAUAAUCUCGAGGUUAGUACACGAGCCCCGUGGAUACUUUGGUGAUUUCUUUGAUGGGGUUUUGCCUCUACCUGCAAACAGCAGGGUUUGAAGAGCACCUGGAAGUUGUGUUCCACUUCCAGUUGGUUUUUCUGAUGACUGAUCCCAUCUUUGUGUGAUGAAUAUCACUCUUUUUGUGCAUUGUGACAUAGCUUGAUAUGCAAGGCUCCCAUGUGAUUAUUUUUCUUUCCAGUUUAACAUGUUUUAAGUUUUUCUGUAAAUUUUGAUGAAACCUUGUAUGAGCCCAUCUCCACUCAUGUCUAAUAAGGCAGCCUUCUUCAUGUUUUCUUCUUUGUUUGAACAACUGAUUGUAAAUUAGUUCUCUGUUUAAUUUUGAUAGU